CUGCACAAAUAGCAGGGAUUUUCAAAACGGGGAUAUGUCAAUUAAAGACUGAAUUGGCUGGUGUCACGGUUGUCUAUCAUGUCUACUGUCAACUUAAUAUUUGCUGUGCAUUGAUUGUUUAUUUUUCCUAUUGUUGAGUUUUCUCAAAAUAAAAAACUAACAGAUUAGAGACAUGGAGAAAGCGUCGAAGAAAAAAACUCGCAAUACGAAACGAUCGAGUGAAGAGAAAAUGACGAAAAGUAAUGAAACUGAAGUGGAAACUGAAGGUCCAAAUUUUGGAGAGCACAUAACCUAUGACGUUUUAAGAAUGAUAUUCGAAUAUUCUACUAUUAGAGAUUUGUCAAGGGCCGCUUUGGUUUGCAGAUCUUGGAAUGAGGCAGCUAAAAAAGAAAAACAAACCAGGAUAUGGCCACGGCAUUUUCUAUGUAAUUUUGAACCUGGUGAAGCUAAUCAUCAUUCUUCAAGAAGUAUCCAUGAUGAUCUGUUCAUUGAUCCCUGUAUUGGUCUAGUUUUUUUUGGUAGACAUCUGAAGUCACCAAUCCACAACUUAGAGUUCUGGGUUAGUGAUUGUUUGUAUGACCAUUUGUCUCGCAGGAUCAAUAGCAUAACUAUAUGGAAUUAUGGUCUGAUGUACGACGGUAUUGAAAAGUCAGGAAAUGUUGUAUGUGGUCUAUUUCUACCUGAAAUUCCUGGUGUAAAAAUUAGACUUUUCUCAAUGGAUAUGACAGAUAUAAAAAACUUUAGGACUGACACAACACAGAAAAUUCGGGAUAAAUCAGCUAGGGAGCUUUGCGGAAUUUCUCCUGAUGAAGACAAUAUAAAAUGUAUAAUGUUUUUUUUAAACCAGAACGAGGAUGAUAUUGUGGCUAACAUGCUUAAUAUCAAGCAUAUUCUAAAGUCUUUUCACAGAACAAAAGCUGAGGCACCGAAUUCCCCGGCCAAAAUUGCACUUUGGGGUGGUAUGAGCUUAAACAUGAGAGCCUACGUAGGUGCAACUGGUGAUAAGAAUUGUACCGAAACAGCUGCUGUUGCUGGUAUUAGCAUUUGUGGUUCAGGUGUAUCAACCUGGUCAAUAGUGUUGAAUUAUCGUAUAAGAACUAAAGCUCAGGUAGAAAAAGAAUUAACGACGUUCAGAGAUGCAGUGAAGCUGCAGAAGCAUUCAGUUGGAUUCAUGUUUGCCUGCUGCGGAAGAGAUGAGAAAUGGUUCAAAGAACGACAUGUUGAGUCAACAAUUUUCAGAAAACUUUUCCCAAAUAUUCCACUGGUUGGAUCCUUUGGGGGUGGUGAAAUUGGCACAUCAACUAUUCCUCAUGAAUGUUCCAAAGGUAUUCUUCACGAAUAUGCUACUGCAUUUUUAAUUAUAACGUACGGGUCUGUGAGGAACACAAAAUGAAUAUACAUAUGUCGGGUGUUGGAUCGACAUAUCGGUUAGAUCCGCGUCUCGACAUAAAUAUAUAUAAAUAUAUAUAUAUAGAUAUGUAUGAAUCCCAUGCAUUUUAUACUUUAUUAAUAAAUAAAUAUGACAGGACUUUAUUAUCUUA
Molecule: messenger RNA, 1541 nt
Organism: Athalia rosae (coleseed sawfly)
Lineage: Eukaryota; Metazoa; Arthropoda; Insecta; Hymenoptera; Athaliidae
Product: F-box only protein 22-like
Exons: 4
Coding region: 173-1393 (406 amino acids)
Biological process (GO): positive regulation of proteasomal ubiquitin-dependent protein catabolic process; protein polyubiquitination
Molecular function (GO): protein binding
Source: RefSeq, a predicted model, not a curated record